UGGUGGAUCUCAGUUGACGUCAGAGGUGGGUUGUUAGAGACACAAGUGCUCCUGGGCUGGAGAGCCAUUUUGUGUCUGGCAUACUACAAGCGGGAAGACUUACAUACUGGAGUCCAGAGCGAGCUACGGAUCCCGACCCCCUUACGAAAGCGCCAUGCACCGUGACUCUUGUCCGCUAGACUGCAAAGUCUAUGUAGGAAAUCUUGGAAACAAUGGAAAUAAAACGGAACUUGAGCGGUCUUUUGGCUACUAUGGACCUCUUCGUAGCGUGUGGGUUGCCAGGAAUCCCCCUGGCUUUGCAUUCGUAGAAUUUGAAGAUCUUAGAGAUGCAGCUGAUGCGGUUAGAGAGCUUGAUGGACGGACAAUGUGUGGAUGUCGCGUUAGGGUUGAAUUAUCGAAUGGUGAAAAACGAAGCCGUAAUCGCGGUCCUCCGCCAUCUUGGAACAGGAGGCCUAGGGAUUAUUACCGUAGGAGGAGUCCUCCUCCAAGACGCAGAUCUCCAAGGAGAAGGAGCUUUUCCCGUAGCCGUAGUAGGUCCCUUUCUAGAGAUCGUAGAAGAGAGAGAUCUUUGUCCAGAGAAAGGAACCACAAACCAUCACGUUCAUUUUCUAGAUCUAGAAGCCGUUCCAGGUCAAACGAAAGAAAAUAACACGGCUGCCUUCAACUGUGUACAGAUGAUGGAAAGAUUUUUGUUUUUUGACAUGCUUUUUAAACUUUUUUUUAUUAGGUGUUCACAUUGUAUUUGUCUUGUAACAAGUGAUGGAAAAUGUGGUUCUAUUAUGUUUCCAGACAGAAAAACUGGCAAAUAAACCUAACUUUAUACUGUAAAAAAAAAAAA
Rana temporaria (common frog) is the source of this 838-nucleotide messenger RNA. RefSeq names its product serine/arginine-rich splicing factor 3-like. The record is from RefSeq and is a predicted model, not a curated record. Lineage: Eukaryota; Metazoa; Chordata; Amphibia; Anura; Ranidae. The coding region runs from base 155 to 649 and encodes 164 amino acids. Gene Ontology annotation, molecular function: RNA binding. The transcript has a single exon. Gene Ontology annotation, biological process: mRNA splicing, via spliceosome. Gene Ontology annotation, cellular component: nuclear speck.